GAGGCAGACAGAGACAGCAGACUCAGGAAACAAAUUCAGCUGAGGGAUGCGUCUGAGAGAAAGAUGCAGAGCAGAGCUUUCUGACAUGGUGCCGACUCAAACUGACAGAGACGAGGACAGAGUGGACUGUUCAGUGGCAGACACGUCUCCAACCAGACACAGGUAUUCUCUACCCGAUAUUAAGAUCAGUCAAUAUAUUGACCCCUGAAGCAAUCAUCAAUAUUGUGCUAUCCUCUCUUGUUUCUGUAAAUCCUCUUGUUAUGCGCCUGUGGAGCUGUAAUGUUAAAUAGCCAUUUGGUUUGUAAUUUGAUUUCAAUUAUUGUUGCUUCAUUGAUCUUUUGCUCAGCUUAAAAAAGGGACAAAAAAAGCGGGAUCCAGUCAUAAAAUAUCUGUUCAACGUGCAUUUUUUAACUAACAAGCAAUACCUUUUAACUUCUGAAAGACCAGAUUUAUGUGAAGGCUAAUUUAGUAAUAACACAAAGUAAGAUACCAAGAAACUGCAUCCUGUCUAAAGUAACUCACAGAUAAAUCUGCCAACUGUUGUUUACAGCAAAUGUGUUGUAUUUGAUUUAUGCGUCAUUAUUGUUCUUGAUUUAGAGCAACAGAUGAACUGAAAGCCAUACAGAGAAGAACUCAACUAUCACAAGCCAUAACCAUCGUAGACAAUAAUCCUCACUGGUGUUAAUCACGAUACAACUGCUGGAAGAAAAAGAAUCCUGUGCUUCUCUUGUGAGCGUGUCAGUCAGACACUUUGUGUUACUGUGGUAGAAAUGUGUAGGUCUUGUCCAAAGACAAACUACAGGGAGGAGGAGGAGACAGACAUUUUGCCUGUCAGAGUCUGAAAGGAGGAGCAUCAGGCCAACAAACAGUGUGGACUGACAGAAACUGCAAGUGCUUCCUAAAUCAGAGGGAAAAAGGGGUCAUCCCACUGUCAGAUACCAGAACAGACAAAGACGGAGCAUGAGUAGAAGCAGUGAAGCCACAGCUGAACUUACUCAUUGAUUUUUACUAAAACUGACUGCUUUACCCACCUGGGCCGUACAUACUGUAGGUGCGUCACAGAGGUAAAUAGAAAAUAACCUCAUCCAUAAGAAGGAGCGAGCAAUAGGCAGAGAGAGAGGCAGAGAGCAGGGGAGAUCCCCUUUGUCUCUCUCCAUCCGUGUCGUCGUCAGGCUGGCUGGCACAGCCAUGGCGUUCACCUUUGCGGCCUUCUGCUACAUGCUCACCUUGGUGCUGUGCGCUGCUCUCAUCUUCUUUGUCAUUUGGCAGAUCAUUGCUUUUGAUGAGCUGCGCACAGACUUCAAAAACCCGAUUGAUCAGAGCAAUCCCACCAGAGCGAGAGAAAGGAUUCUGAAUAUUGAAAGAAUCUGCAACCUUCUUCGCAGAUUGGUGGUACCAGAGUACUCCAUCCAUGGGCUCUUCUGCCUGAUGUUCAUGUGCGCUGGAGAGUGGGUCACACUCGGCCUAAAUAUUCCGCUGCUCUUCUACCAUCUGUGGAGGUUUUUUCAUCGGCCGAGGGAUGGGUCCGAGGUCAUGUAUGAUCCAGUCAGUGUCAUGAACGCAGACAUCCUCAAUUACUGUCAGAAGGAAUCCUGGUGUAAGAUGGGAUUUUAUCUGCUCUCCUUCUUCUAUUAUCUCUACAGUAUGGUCUACGCCUUGGUGAGCUUCUAACAAGCCAAGGAUCUGGAGAAAAAAGAAAAAUCUAAGACACAAAGGAAUGAACAGAGACAUCAACCUGUCCUUUCUACAUGUAUUAUCCCCAUCACUUUGGUUUGGGUUUAACAGUAUUACCACGGACAAACGACUGUAAGAAUUAGAGUGAUAAUUUGAAUGUAAAGGUGUUGCCUCCGCUCAGUUCUAUUGCUUUCCUCAGAUACUGCUGGACAAAGCUCUGAAGGCUUGAGACAGAAAAGAGGACUCAGUCAGUUGUUUGUGUUGCCUUUGACCCACUACAUGAAUUAACAAUAUUUCUGAAGGGCUGGAGAUUUCCCAUGCUGCUCUUACUGAUUCAGUUGCUAAACUCACUGUGAAUCUCCAAACACUUUAGGGGCUGGAAAAACAAAAUGAUACGUCUGUAUUCUGUGACUUUGAACAUCUUCUGAAAGCAGGAGUUUUGGUAUUUCAAUUCAUUCAAGAUGAUAGAUGCCUCUGAUAUCAAACCACUGCUUUGAUUGUGUUUGAGAUAUGAAAAAAAAAAAAAAAAACUGUAUGAAACAGGUUGAAAUGAACUGCCUCCUGUAAGAAAUCUAAGAGACUUGGCAGGGAAAUUACAGAGUAGACACAUAAAACAUAUUCCAACUUGACAUUCCCUUACGCCAGCCUCUGACAACAUUACAUUUUCACACUUUUAUAAAAUAAAUAAACAUAAAAUAAAAAAGGAAUUGAUCUUAGAUUUGACUUAAGGGUCAGUGCUUGUAAUGUGUCCAUCGCUGUAGGGACGUAUGUGACGCUACAUGUUAGGUUCAUGCUUUUCCAAAGGGCAUCAAGCUCAAACAUAUAAUAAAAAAGUUCACUUCUGAAAAACACUGUGCCAAAUAAAAAUUAAAAGAAAAAAAAAAAAAUCAGUGGUGAAAACAGAAGCGAGCAGAGACUGGACAGUUUGCCUACUGUUAGUGCUGGCACAAUGUUUUUUAAUCUAACUUUUUGACAAUUGCUGUUGUAUUUUUUAGUGUACAGGGAGCACCUUAUUCCUAUUUCCAGUGAAGUUUACUCUUACUCAUCUGCAUUUAUACUGUAGUCAUUUUAGCACAGCAACAUUUCUCUGAUUCAAGGUAGAAUUCUAAGAUCUAAUGUACAAAAAGCAAUUAAAACAGCAAACUAGCAAUGUUAUUCCACUCAUAAAACAUAUCGACGCAGUGUUAUUCAGUAAUAACAGGAGCGGGACACAACUGGCAACGGUUUCAGUUUGGAAAGACAGUUCAGUCGUCUGGAAGUGUUCAGAUAAAAGGGACAGAUGGAAGUCUUCAUGACGACGGAGACUUGUCAUCAUCCAUGUUUUCAUUAAUUUGACCUGUUAGUUCAUACGUGAUGGUUCAAAUGUGUGAUUUUAACAUCAAUGGAAAAACAGAAACUCUGGACAACAAACUGUGAUGUUUGCAAGUCCUGAGUAGGUCCAUGUGUGGUAAAUGAUGGUGAAGACACAUCUGGUAUAUUAGCUGUCGCACUCAUUUAGGAAGAACACUUCAGUACUGCAGCCUAUUAUUAAAGACAUUUUUUAAAUUAUGUGCUCACAUUCACAUUGAAAAUUCACACUUGAAGAUUAGUUUAUCAAUCAUUAAUUUCAUUUGUGCCCAAAACUAUCACUUAAAAAUGUAGAAAUACAACAUUUGUAUGUAUUCCAGUUGAAUUUUCCUCUAUUACAAUUCUUUUCUAUUGAUACAGUACAUCAACAAAGGGUCAGGCUGGUAUUAUUUUUGCAUACUGACAACAAAUCCCACGGAAAAAACUAAGGUAAAGCCAACAAUGUGUUAUUGUCUAGUAUUGUCUUUGAAAGCUUGACAG
This is a messenger RNA of Sphaeramia orbicularis (orbiculate cardinalfish), 3501 nucleotides long. RefSeq names its product cornichon family AMPA receptor auxiliary protein 2 (gene cnih2). The coding region runs from base 1189 to 1671 and encodes 160 amino acids. The transcript has 7 exons. The record is from RefSeq and is a predicted model, not a curated record. Gene Ontology annotation, biological process: vesicle-mediated transport. NCBI's taxonomy places the organism in Eukaryota, Metazoa, Chordata, Actinopteri, Kurtiformes, Apogonidae.